Ctenopharyngodon idella (grass carp) is the source of this 1045-nucleotide messenger RNA. Its product is annotated as heme-binding protein 1-like. The transcript has 4 exons. NCBI's taxonomy places the organism in Eukaryota, Metazoa, Chordata, Actinopteri, Cypriniformes, Xenocyprididae. The record is from RefSeq and is a predicted model, not a curated record. The coding region runs from base 353 to 928 and encodes 191 amino acids.
CCAAAUCUCAGGUGAAAAAUGUCAUUUUGACUCUCUUCUGGUUGAGCUGACACAGAAUGACCCUGUAUGAACACAUGGAGGUGUGUGUGUGUCCUCACUGACUGUGUGUGUGUGUGUUUGAUUGAUUGAAUGUGGCGUGUUUUGUCCUCAGGCGUAAACUCUCCAUCCUCCGUCUCAUCUCGUGUGACUGAGUCACUGCGCUCUCCAGCACAACUAUAAUAAUAAUCUGCACUGUUUCCAGCUGAAAGCAGAGAUGCAGGAGGAGGAGGAGGAAGAGGGGGAGGAGGAGAUGUGCAGCUCUCACUAGAGAGAGAGAGACGGACACACACCUGACGGAGCCGCUGCAUUCAGCAUGUUUGGCAUGAUCAGAAACUGGCUGUUCGGAGCCACUGAAGAGAGCGAGUAUAAACUCCUGAGCACCGAGAGCAAGGAUGGUGUGAGUUACGAGGUGCGGCGCUACGAUGCGUGUAAGUACGUGUGUCUGAGUCUGGAGGGGCGGAGCUUCGAUCAGGUGUCAGGUGAGCUGCAGCGGAGGCUCCUCACCUACAUGAGCGGCGGGAACGAACAAGGUGAGGUCAUGAACACACCUGUCCCUGUCAUCUUCACCGUCUUUCCGCGUGACGAUGGUUCGUUGAACCGCCGUCUGGUCGCCGCUCUGCGUAUCCCAUUAAGCUUCCAGAUCAGCCCGCCCACCCCAACGGACACUUCCAUACGGAUCGAGGACCGGCCUGGGAUGACUGUAUAUGUCCUGCAGUUUGGUGGUUUUGCAGGUGAGAGUGAGUUUCGUUCCGAAGCGUCGCGCCUGACGUGUACGCUGGGAGACUCCGCCCCCUUCCAGCGCAAACAGUACCUGUGCUGCAGCUACGACCCGCCAAUCAAACCCUACGGACGGCGGAACGAAGUCUGGUUCCUGCAGGACGAGCCCUGAGAUACUCCCAAGUCGAGUCAGCUUUAUUUCUACAGUGAUUUAUAUGAUUGUUUUACAGAUUAUAAAGAUGGUUUCAAAGCAACUUCACAGUAAUAAAAUGAUGCAAACUUCAUCAAA